CUGGCAGCCCACUUCACGUAGGUUUUGUAGGUUAUGUUUAUUAUUUCCCUAAAAUAAUAUUUCAAAAGCCCUUUCAGACGUUCAAUGAGCAACGAAAACCAGAUAAAUCAUGGCUAGUGCUUCAUCUAUUUUAGUGGGUGGAGGUACCGGUUUUGUAGGAACUACCCUAUGCAAUGCCUUGAGAUCCAAAGGUUAUGGAGUCACAAUAAUCUCUCGUAUGCCUGGACCACACAGAGUUUCAUGGUGUGAUAUACAAACCAAAGGUUUGCCAAAAAACACCAAAGCUGUGGUCAACUUAGCUGGUCAAAAUGUUAUGGACUUCACUAGAAGAUGGACUGCUGGAUUCAAGCAAAAUGUUUAUAGCUCUAGAGUGAACACUACAAAGUCUCUGGCUAGUAUAAUAGAUGAGGCAAAUGAGAAACCAACAGCCUUUGUGACAAUUUCAGGUGUUGGUUGUUAUAAGCCUGACAAGCAAAAAGAAUACACAGAAGAAUCAGUCUGUGGUGAAUUCGAUUUUUUUUCAAAAUUAUGUAAAGAUUGGGAAGAAGCUGCACAUUUGAGUGACCUUUCAAAUAGAUAUUGUAGGGUUGUAACCAUAAGAAGUGGGGUGGUUUUAGGAAGAGAAGGUGGAAUGAUUAAGCAACUUCAUCUUCCAUUUUAUUUGGGUUUAGGUGGACCUGUUGGAAAUGGGGAACAGUAUAUGCCUUGGAUUCAUAUUGAGGAUUUGACAAAUAUUAUUAUUCAUGCCAUUGAGACUCCAAAUGUUGAAGGUAUUCUAAAUGGAGUAGCUCCAAAGCCAUGUACAAAUAUGGAAUUUUCAAAGGCCUUUGGUAAUGCUAUGCGACGUCCAGCAUUGCUUCCUUUGCCAAGUUUUGUACUCAAUAUGCUAUUGAACAAAGAAAGAGCUGUUAUGAUUACGGAAGGUCAAAAAGUUAUUCCCAAAAGAACUAUUUCAACAGGAUUCAAUUAUAAAUAUGGCGAUAUUCAAUCAGCUUGCAGGGCAUUGGUUGGAGGCAAUUAGGAAAUGGUUCACUACAUAAUAAUGGGAAUGUUAAAGGGGAUGCAAAAUACCCGGAGAGAUUAACUGUGUAGCACUAUGAAGACUGCUUGAAUAGUACCUACCUAGUAUUAAGUAUUUAUUUCUUGAGAAUAUUGAUUUAAUGAAUACAUCUUGUUAUUAAUAAAAUGUUUAUAAUAUUUUGAGAACUCUAAUCUCUUUCUCACUCAAUAUAAACAAACUCGUAUUUGUACAAUAAAUUCCAAGUAUUUCAUCAUUAGAUAUAUUCACUACUUGUUGCUGUGCAAUGUUGUUAACUCUUCUUCCUGUAGAUCUAUUCCUCACUUCCCCUGAGGAAACCGCAAUGCACUUUUUGUAAAUGAAAAGAUGCCCAGACGAUUCACAUAUAACUGAGUAACUCAUGUCAGGUGGACAGGCGAUAAAUUUUCUGUUCCGCUUCGACG
Messenger RNA from Phaedon cochleariae (mustard beetle), 1461 nucleotides. NCBI's taxonomy places the organism in Eukaryota, Metazoa, Arthropoda, Insecta, Coleoptera, Chrysomelidae. The record is from the annotation of a GenBank genome assembly.